UACACGUACAUGAAUGAUAAUGAAGGUUAUAUCAUGUAAUAUGCGAACGAGAUAAUGAAGAAUUGGAAAUAUGAGAAUAUAAAAGAUAAGUGUUACAUACAAUGUGUUUGAGGGAGAGUUUGGUUUGUCAUGCAUAUGUUUCCUUGUUCACUUUUUUUGUGCUUGUGAAGUUAUGAACCACCUUGACUUAAUCUAGAUUAGUUAAGUAACCACCCCUCCUACAACUACAAAAACAUCAAAACGCUGCCUUAUAAUUAGUAAUGUCUCUGUUCUUACUAUUCAUAUCAAUAUACCGACAGGUUGCAACUCUGAGAUCCACACUCUACUAUGCAGGAACAUGGACAGUAUUGCUGAUUUUGACAGUGGUGGUGGCAUCUUUCUCCCCAGAGCUUGCGUUCAUGUCUGCGGUUUCCCUCUCCCCGCCUUACUCGAGGUUGUGUGGCGGUGAUGGGUAUGUGAGGAUCCCACUUGAUAUGCCUGGUGAAAGAAUAUGCUUACCUGCACAAAUGUUGAAGAGGUCUGCAUUGGAUGUUUUUAUCCCAACUUUGUUUUCUGCCCUUAUUGUUGGUUUUUCUGCUUUGCUUCUUAGAUCUUUAGGUUUUUCCUAAAGUUCAAAGGUAUUUUAUUUUUUUUACUUAAUUCGUUUGGGUGAUGAACAAUUUAAAAUAGAAUAAUUUGCGAAUUACCGUGUUAAAAUUUGCACUUUUGCGAAUUAUAGUGUUAAAAUUAGCACUUUUGCGAAUUAUAGUUUCAUUGUGUAUUUUUUGCGAAUUAUAGCCAUCAAAGUAUUAAAGUCUGCAGGUUUAGGCCAACACACAGAAUUCCGACCAUUUUAGUGGUCGGGAUUUCACGUUAAGUGGUCGAAAAUAUGUGUAAUUGGCCUGAAUCUGUAAACUUUGAUACUUUGGUGAUUGUAAUUCGUAAAAAAUAAACAUUGAAGUUGUAAUUUGCAAAAGUGCUAAAUUUUAAGGCUGUAAUUCGCAAAUAGUUCUUCAAAAUGAGAUAUAUAUAUAUAUAUAUAUAUAUGUAUAAGCUAGAUAAUGUCUUUAGCAGUAGUUGCA
Amaranthus tricolor (Joseph's coat) is the source of this 1061-nucleotide messenger RNA. RefSeq lists its product as uncharacterized. Lineage: Eukaryota; Viridiplantae; Streptophyta; Magnoliopsida; Caryophyllales; Amaranthaceae. The record is from RefSeq and is a predicted model, not a curated record. The transcript has a single exon. The coding region runs from base 261 to 608 and encodes 115 amino acids.